UACCGCGCGCCCCCGGAGCGGCCGCACUGAUUAGCAAAGCAAAGUGUAGUUUCCAGAGCCCGUCAGCGAGAUGCGAAGGACUGCGUUUUAAUUACACUUUACAACAGCGGACACGCACGGAUAAAAUAGCGCAAGUAUUCGGAGUGGAGGUACAUUUCGAGGAGUUGUUCGGAGGCGAGCGGCGGGAGGGAGAAGGAUACACAUUAAUUCAGUGGGAAUGCGGGGAAUUAAAUAGAUACUUAGGUAUUUUGUGGCUACAAGUGUGUGUGGCUCUGCAACCCAUCCUGAGAGCAGACGGAAAGCUUUAGUCCCACUUACGACUGACUUCAGCGUUCACGUCUGGAGUGGUAAUGUCUUGACUCGGUGGUCUCUCCAGCCCAGUAAAGGACGAGCCUGUGCAGAGUUGCUGCUAAUGGGAACUCCUGCUCCACCAUGAGUGCUCGUGAUGGCGUCGGGGGCAUGGGCACCCUGGGCCGGCGGCCGCGCUUCGAGAACUCAGAGUUCACCGUGCGCAUCUACCCUGGCUCCCUGGCCGAGGGCACCAUCUACUGCCCGAUCAGCGCCCGCAAGACCACCACAGCAGCUGAGGCCAUCGAACGAGUCAUUGAGCGCCUGCAGCUGGACCGCACCAGGUGUUAUGUUCUGGCUGAAGUGAAGGAAUUUGGCGGGGAAGAAUGGAUUCUCAACCCCAGCGACUGCCCCGUGCAGCGGAUGAUGCUCUGGCCCCGAGUGGCACUAGAGCACCGGCCACUGUCUGGCGGAGAAGAUUACCGCUUUCUUCUCAGGCAGAAGAACCUGGAUGGCUCGAUUCACUAUGGGGGCAGCCUCCAGAUGUGGCUGCAGGUCACAGAGGAGCGCCGGCGCAUGGUGGAACGUGGCCUGCUGCCACAGCCCGAGGCUCAGGGGGACCACGCAGAUCUUUGCUGCCUGCCGGAGCUCAACGAGCGCUCGCUGCUGGACAACCUGCGCUCGCGCUUCCGCCAGGAAAAGAUCUACACGCAUGUCGGAAGCAUUCUUAUCGUCAUUAACCCCUUCAAGUUCCUGCCCAUCUACAACCCCAAGUAUGUAAAGAUGUAUGACAACCACACGCUGGGAGAUUUGGAGCCACAUAUUUACGCGGUGGCGGACGUGGCGUACCACGCCAUGCUGCAGAAGGAGAGAAACCAGUGCAUUGUUAUAUCUGGGGAGAGUGGAUCUGGGAAGACGCAAAGCACAAACUUUCUCAUCCAUCAUCUGACCGCUCUCAGCCAGAAGGGUUUUGCCAGUGGAGUGGAGCAGAUCAUCCUGGGGGCCGGGCCAGUACUAGAGGCAUUUGGGAACGCAAAGACAGCCCAUAAUAACAACUCGAGUCGCUUUGGCAAGUUCAUUCAGGUGAACUACCAGGAGAGCGGCACUGUGAGAGGAGCAUAUGUGGAGAAAUACCUGCUGGAGAAGUCGAGGCUGGUCUAUCAGGAGCACAAUGAGCGAAACUACCAUGUAUUUUACUACCUGCUGGCAGGAGCAAGUGAAGAAGAGAGGAAAUCCUUUCACCUCAUGAAGCCUGAAGAAUACCAUUACCUCAGUCAGAUGCCAAAGUCAACCCACCAACUGCACUGGGACAGUUACUGUGAUAGUGAACCGGACUGCUUCAAUGUUGAAGGAGAAGACCUGAAGCAUGACUUUGAGAGGCUUCAGCAGGCCAUGGAGAUGGUGGGCUUUCUCCCUUCCACGCGCAAACAGAUCUUCUGCCUGCUUUCCGCCAUCCUUCACCUGGGAAACAUCCGCUACAAGAGGAAAACCUACAGGGAGGACUCGAUAGACAUCUGUAACCCAGAGGUUCUGCCUGUCGUCUCAGAACUACUGGAGGUGAAAGAAGAGAUGCUGUUUGAAGCUCUGACGACACGGAAGACGGUCACUGUCGGAGAGAAGCUUAUUGUUCCCUACAAACUUUCAGAGGCCGGUACGGUGCGAGACUCCAUGGCGAAGUCCCUGUACAGUGCUCUGUUUGACUGGAUCGUCUUCAGGAUCAACCACGCUCUGCUCAACAUUAAAGACCUGGAGGAGACCACCAAGAUCUUGUCUAUUGGAGUGCUCGAUAUCUUCGGAUUUGAGGAUUAUGAAAACAACAGCUUCGAACAGUUCUGCAUCAACUUUGCUAACGAACGUCUCCAGCACUACUUCAACCAGCAUAUCUUCAAGCUUGAACAGGAGGAAUACAGGGCAGAGGGCAUCAGCUGGCACAACAUCGACUACAUCGACAACACAGGCUGCAUCAACCUGAUCAGCAAGAAGCCCACAGCGCUGUUCCAUCUCCUGGACGAAGAGUGCAAUUUCCCUCAGGCCACCAACCAGACCCUGUUGGAUAAGUUCAAGCGGCAGCAUGAGGGGAACAGCUACAUCGAGUUCCCUGCUGUCAUGGAGCCCGCCUUCAUUAUCCGACAUUAUGCCGGCAAGGUCAAGUACGGGGUCAAGGAUUUCAGGGAAAAGAACACAGACCACAUGCGUCCAGACAUCGUGGCUUUACUGAAGAGCAGCAAGAACGCCUUCAUCUGCGGGCUGAUGGGCAUCGAACCCUCUGCCACUUUCCGCUGGGCGGUACUCCGAGCCUACUUCAGGGCCCUGGUGGCUUUCAGAGAGGCCGGGAAGAGACACACGCAGAAAAAGCCUGGGCAUGAUGACGCUGCUCCCUGUGCAGUUUUGAAAAGUGUGGAUAGUUUUAGCUUUCUGCAGCACCCUGUGCAUCAGAGAAGCUUAGAGAUCCUGCAGAGAUGCAAAGAGGAGAAGCACAGUGUGACCAGAAAGAGUCCUCGAACCCCACUAUCAGACCUUCAAGGAAGCAACACCAUCAAUGAGAACUCACCACGGAGUUCUCCGGGCCUUGGCUGGAACGGGCGCGUGGGUCGACUCCGAUGCCUUUCUACCAGCAGCUCCACCACAGAAGAAGACGGCAUCUUUGUCAACUCUGCCAGUAGCAAACUCCUUGAGAGAGCCCACGACAUCCUCAUGAGGAACAAAAACUACAAAUCCAAGUCAGUUCUUCCCAAGCAUUUACUGAACGUCAGGUCACUGAAGUACCUGAGCAACCUGACGCUUCACGACCGCAUCACCAAGUCGCUGCUGCACCUCCACAAGAAGAAGAAACCACCCAGUAUCAGCGCUCAGUUCCAGGCCUCCCUCAACAAGCUCAUGGAGACUCUGGGUCAGUCUGAGCCUUAUUUUGUCAAGUGCAUCCGUUCCAAUGCUGAGAAGCUGCCCUUGAGGUUUAAUGAUAACCUGGUGCUGAGGCAGCUGCGAUACACAGGUAUGCUGGAGACUGUGCGCAUCCGCCAGUCGGGCUACAACAUCAAGUACAGCUUCAAGGAUUUUGUCCAUCACUUCUAUGUGCUGCUCCCAGAGGGCACCAGUGCCACCAGAGAGGGAAUCCAGCAGAGCCUGGACCAGCAGGAUCUAGAACCAGAUGGCUACCAAGUGGGAAAGACAAUGGUGUUUCUGCGGGAGGCUGAGCGUCAGCAGCUGCAGGCCCUGCUCCACACUGAAGUUCUCAGACGCAUCGUCACGCUGCAGCGGAGAUUCAGAGCCCGGCUGGAGAGGAAGCAGUUUGCCAGAAUGAGAGCAGCAGCGAUCUGCAUCCAGAAAUGGUGGCAUCUGUACCGGCCUAUAGAAGAAGAGGAGGAGGAUUAUGACCCUAGCGUCCAGGAGGGGGCAGCUCUGUGUCUGCAGACAAACUGGCGAGGUUACAGGGAGCGUCAGAGGUUCAGGCUGUGGAGGGAGGCAGCUGUGGUGCUGCAGAGGGCCUGGAGGUUAUGGCUGUCCCGGCGCUGCACCGCCGCCCUGGUGAUCCAGACGGCCUGGCGCUGUCAUCAGGCCAGAGAUGCCUAUCUGCGUCUGUACGCAGCUGUGGAGCAGCUACAGGCGCUUAGCAGAGGCUUCCUCGCGAGGCAGAGCUUCAGAAAACUGAGAGAGGAGAGGCUGAGGGAGAAGAAGGAGCAGCAGCAGGAGAAGCUGCUUCAACUACAGAAUGGCCAGAUGAGUCCCUCACAAGAGGAAGAGGAGGUCUCCCCUGAGAGGAUCAUGGGUUUGGACCUCAGCACGUGGGAGGAUCGCUCCUACAAGCAGCGAGAAAGGAGCCUGCAGGUCCUCAACAGCCAUGAGGGCGCAGUGAAAGAGGAAGAAGAAGGACGAGAACAUUCUGGGACCAGCGGGAGUCCCUCUAAAGUGCAAACUGAAGCACCGGACUCGAUGCAGACCUCGACUGUGGUGGUGCGAGAGAGGUCCAGAACUAUAGACGAGCCCAGCCAGAAAACCACUCGGGCCAAGAGGGAGAGCCGGCGGAUGAGAGAGUUGGAGCAGGCCAAGUUCAGCCUGGAGCUCCUGAAGGUCCGGGCGACCAGCGGGGGGGCCUCGUCCCCCUCGGAGGAGCGACGCUGGUCCCUGGAACUGGUGCCUCCUGCGACCCCGCCUCUUCGCUCCCCGCAAGGCACGCCCGACAGCCAGAGCUCCAAAGGCAGCUUCGAGCUUCUCAGCAUGGAGGACGAGCCACCCAAGGCUGUAGAAGAGAUCACAGACAGCGAGGACCUCUGCUCCCCUGUUCUCCCAGUAGCUCCUGUACCUGAAUUUAAUAUGGAUAUUGUUUCAUCAAGCCGAAUGCCAGUUGAACCCCGCAGGACUGAGGUUUCUGAUGCUGUUGUGCAUCCAGGAAGCAAGACCAAAAUGGAUCUACCUGCCCCCUCUGCUCCCACACAUCCGCCCAAACUCGAGAACUACCUCCCUACCUUUUACGUCCCUGCUAGUGAGGGCAGCACAGUCGUGUCCCGUCGUCCUGCUGAAGAGCCCAAACCAAAAACAGAGGUUGUCUCCAGCACCACUGUUACCAGGCCUUUUAAAGAGGGGCGGGAGUCAUUGCGUCGACCAGUGGUGGUGGUUAUCAGCAUGCAGAAAGAAACCCCGAUAAGCCAAGAGCUGAGCGAUAUUGUCCGUCCCCUUGUGAAGGUUCGGGAUUCUGCAGCCCAGACGGGGGAGAAAUCAGACCCCACCCCUGUGCCUCGAGCUGACCAGGCCAUCAUAGAGAAGCUAGUGCGACUGAACGAGGAGAAGGAGGUGAGGCAGCGGAAUCAGCGGCAGCAGAAUGAGAAGGAGAUGAUGGAGCAGAUCAGACAGCAGAAAGAAGCUCUGGAGCAGCAGCGUCUUUUGUUCGCUCAGUAUGAGAGAGACAUGUUUGAGAAACAGAGAGGAGAAGCUCUGCAUAAGAUCCAGCAGAGUCGACAGGGCGGAGCAGAUGUUGGUGGAGGUGCGACCUCAGUGAAGCCCAUUAGACCCAGCUCCCUGCUGAUCGAGAAGGCGGCAGGGUUAGCUCCUAAUGUCAGAACACGCUCAGUCUCCACCGCCCCAUCAGUGCCCUCUCACCCGGUUGUAACCCUGCAGAACAUUGCCCCUCGCCCUCAGCUGCCCCCUCCACCUGCCUCUGUUUCCAGAGAUAAACGCAGGGAGAACAGGCCUGUUGCUGAAGGGUGGGCACCUAAACUCACCCUAGAGUCUAAAGAUGGAGGAGGAGGAACCAGAGCGAAGACUGCAGUCAAGAAGCCUCCAAUCAAUCAAGGCGCUAAAGUUAAUAUGACGGACAAACCGAACAUCUUCUUCUCUCCAAAGGACAAAGUGACCUUUACAAAGUUUGACCGUAAUGCUGUCCCUAAAGUAACACCUGCAGUGAUUCCCGGAGAAGGACCCUCACCAGUCCCCAAGCCCUCCAAAGGAGCAAAAGUGCGAGAUGUUGGCAGAGCAGGCCAAAAAAAGAAAGUCCGAAUGGCACGGACCCGCUCCGACUUCCUCACCCGCGUCCCCAUCGUCUCAGUUGGGGAAGAUUCAGACGAGGAUGACACCCCCCGUCAUCACUCUCUUCCCCUCUCCAAUCCGAGCUCCCCGGAGGCGGGCUUAAGAGAGCCCUGUUUCAGUGACUCAGACAUGCCUGCUAGCUCUGAGGAGCAGAAGAAGACACACAAAGCCAUGUCGUCAGGAGAUCUGGGCAAAGGGGACUCCCUGCGCAAAAACUCACAAGAUGGAAGGGUUCGUAGGAUGCGCUUCUGGGGCAAGACAAAGUAUGGGGAAAAGAAGACUUCCAGAGAAAAGCUGAUCUGUGGUGGUGACUCUUUGGAUGGAGACUAUGGAGAGACUGGGCCAUUGCUGGGAGAGGGUCAGGAGAACAUGUCGCCGCCCUGCAGUCCUGAUAUGAUGUUAGAUCGAGGGUUCAGAGACUUGAAGGAGAACAAGGAGCCUUCUCCCAAGGUGAAGCGGCGGCGCAGCGUUAAGAUCAGCAGCGUGGCUCUGGAAUCGACUCAGUGGCAGAACGACGCUCUGCAGAUCCUCACCUGCACCAACGACUACAGGAGCAUGAACGACUUCCUCAUGAAGAAGAUCAACGACUUGGAUACGGAGGACAGUGAGAAGGACACCAUGGUGGAUGUUGUGUUUAAAAAGGCUUUGAAGGAAUUCCGUUUGAAUAUCUUCAACUCUUACUCCACGGCUCUUGCAAUGGACGACAAUAAGAGCAUCCGCUACAAAGACCUCUACGCUCUGUUUGAGCAGAUCUUGGAGAAGACCAUGCGACAGGAGCAGAGGGACUGGAGAGAGUCUCCUGUCACAGUGUGGGUCAACACCUUUAAAGUGUUCCUGGAUGAGUUCAUGACUGAGUACAAGCCUCUGGACAGCACAAUCAGCAGGGUACCUAAACCUGAGCGUAAAAAGAUGAGGAAGAAGGACACGGAUAUUGUGGAGGAGCAUAACGGACACAUCUUCAAGUCCACCCAGUACAGCAUCCCCACAUACUGUGAAUACUGCUCAUCACUCAUCUGGAUGAUGGACCGUGCCUGUGUGUGCAAAUGUAAGUAUGCAUUGUACUGGAGAAAGCUGCAGAAGAGGAAGAUAGACUUGAGGAUAUUACAGACCAACAAACCAAUAGUACAAGGUUUGCUGGUCGCUAUAAAAGAGUGUGAAGACCAGUGGGAGUACCAUGAAGUUGGCCUUGGUGGGAUCAACUGGUGA
Molecule: messenger RNA, 7014 nt
Organism: Notothenia coriiceps (black rockcod)
Lineage: Eukaryota; Metazoa; Chordata; Actinopteri; Perciformes; Nototheniidae
Gene: myo9aa
Product: myosin IXAa
Exons: 35
Coding region: 433-7014 (2193 amino acids)
Biological process (GO): establishment of epithelial cell apical/basal polarity; intracellular signal transduction
Cellular component (GO): axonal growth cone; myosin complex; actin filament
Molecular function (GO): GTPase activator activity; microfilament motor activity; ATP binding
Source: RefSeq, a predicted model, not a curated record